Molecule: messenger RNA, 336 nt
Organism: Aspergillus chevalieri
Lineage: Eukaryota; Fungi; Ascomycota; Eurotiomycetes; Eurotiales; Aspergillaceae
Exons: 1
Coding region: 1-336 (111 amino acids)
Source: RefSeq, a predicted model, not a curated record
AUGAAUAAGACGACUCCCGAUAUUAUUACCUUGCGAACAAUCGCCGAAAUUGAAGCAGCAACCGAGGAGCUUAGCUUGACUGGGAAAUACGACAAAACGGUCCGGGUUAAGAAGCACUUUAUUGUCAAAUAUGGCCACAGUGUUCUACUUUUUGAAACAGAGAGUAUCAAGUUUCUAACAACGAACAGCAACGUCCCUGUACCAAAGGUGCACGCAGCCUUUGUCGACGAGCAAACCAGCCAGACUUUUAUCAUCAUGGAAUGCAUUCCUGGCGAUAAUAUGAAGAAGCUGUUACCUUCGCUCAACCUUCGCUCACUUCCAUUGAGAAGGAAAUAA